Molecule: messenger RNA, 456 nt
Organism: Huiozyma naganishii CBS 8797
Lineage: Eukaryota; Fungi; Ascomycota; Saccharomycetes; Saccharomycetales; Saccharomycetaceae
Gene: ERG28
Product: Erg28p
Exons: 1
Coding region: 1-456 (151 amino acids)
Cellular component (GO): endoplasmic reticulum; membrane
Molecular function (GO): protein-macromolecule adaptor activity
Source: RefSeq, a predicted model, not a curated record
AUGCUAUCCUUUGAAGACGUCAUAACCUACACCCAAACUACCAUUUCUAGCCUUCCCCCUGGAAACCUCCCAAAAUGGUUGCUGUUUAUUUCAGUCGUGUCAAUCUUCAAUUCCAUUCAAACGUACAUUUCAGGUCUGGCGUUGACUCGCAAAGUUUAUGGUAACAAGCCACAGGAGACUACGAAAUUGAGUGCUAGAACUUUUGGUACUUGGACCUUCGUGUCAUGUAUCAUCAGAUUGUACGGUGCCUUCUACCUGAACGAACUGCACAUUUAUCAGUUGGCCAUGAUUUCUUAUCUGAUAGCUUUGUUCCAUUUUGGCUCUGAAUUGAUCUUCUUCAGAACCUGCAAACUCAACUCUGGCUUUAUGGGGCCAUUGGUUGUGUCCACAACUUCGUUGGUGUGGAUGUACAGCCAAUUUGAAUACUACACCGGAACGAAGUGGACAUUAUGGUAA